AUGAAGAGCGAUCCUAACAGUUUAGAAAGGCUUCGCGAAAGAGAAAGACUGAAAUACAUGAAGAAAAAAGAAAAAGGACAGGUUAGACCUACAUCUAAUAUGAAUCCAAGAGAAAAAUGGCUAAAACGAAAGUCUUGGAAAAAAAAUAGCCAAACCUAUAGGGAUAAACAAGGUGUGCUGCGAAAGAAUUUAACCAGAUUGUUGGAUAUAACGCCACCUCCAAGCCCAGGGCCUUCUUUUCAAAAUGUUCGUGAAAAUAGGGAGGAGCAGCAGAGGGAGGAGCACCGGAGACUGUCGUCAAUCGCUCAAAGGAAAAGACAACUAAGACGACGUAGAGCAAUACUUUAUGCUAUAAUAUCGAAGUUACAAAAAUCUGUUGACGACGAAAGAAGGAAGGGUGAGAAGUUUCGCAAGAGAUACCAAAGAUUAGCUAAAAAGGUGCAGAGUUCUCCUGAAGCUAAAGUUUCAGAGCUACUAGAAAAUAUACAGGUGCCUGAUACCGUGAAGAAAAGACUAAUUUUUUCAGAGAAACGAUGGAAAAAUUUAAAGGAUCAAUACCGUAAAGAACUCAAAAAACUACCUGCACCCAGAUCAGGAGACCCAGGCGAUAACGUUCAGUCUACUUGGCAGUUUUUCUCUCAGAUGAAUUUUUUGCGAUUUGAAAUUCUACGUAAUAGUUCAGACACAAAUUUAAGAAUAAACAACGAUGGCGAUCAAUCAUCAAGUACAAUGUCGUUACCAUUGUUUUCACCACAUACAGAAAUAAAUUCACAGGAGUCUGUAAUUACGGAAACAGAUGUUCGUUCACCUACAGAAGAUGAUGAUGUAACUAUUGAGACUCCUACAAAUUCACAAUUGCUAAUGAAUGCUUCCACGUCUAGUUCUAGGCCCCGAAAACGAAAGACGGCAAACGAUAUUAGAACAGAAAUGUUAGAAUUGGAAAAAAAACGUUUAUUGUUAUUAGAGAAAGACAACAGAAUUCUAACGCAACACAGUCAAGUGAAAAUAAAUCACAAGACUAUUACUACUUGA
Diatraea saccharalis (sugarcane borer) is the source of this 1032-nucleotide messenger RNA. NCBI's taxonomy places the organism in Eukaryota, Metazoa, Arthropoda, Insecta, Lepidoptera, Crambidae. The record is from the annotation of a GenBank genome assembly.